Tetrahymena thermophila SB210 is the source of this 3693-nucleotide messenger RNA. RefSeq names its product cation channel family protein. The transcript is spliced from 6 exons. The record is from RefSeq and is a predicted model, not a curated record. Lineage: Eukaryota; Ciliophora; Oligohymenophorea; Hymenostomatida; Tetrahymenidae. Gene Ontology annotation, molecular function: monoatomic ion channel activity. Gene Ontology annotation, biological process: transmembrane transport; monoatomic ion transport. Gene Ontology annotation, cellular component: membrane.
AUGAGUUUUUAAAUUAGUGCAUUCUAAAUGGCGAAUGAUGAAUCUAAAAUAGAAUCAUCUACUUAAAAGAAUAUAUCUAAUAUUUUCUCAGGUUAGAAUAGCAUAUUAAAUGGUGGAGACAUUACAGAGGAUCUGCGUUUAGGUUAAAAUAAGAGAUAAAAUUUAUUUUUGGAUGAAUUAAAUAGUUUUAAAAUGUCUUAAGUUAAUAACCAACGCUAAUUAGAUGAUGAAAAUAUUGAAUUUGAUGAGGAGUAUUAAUUUGAAGAUUAAAAAAUGAAAAUGGCAUAAUUAAAAUAAAUAAGUUCUUUCUUUAAUUCAACAGAAUUAUAUAAGCAUUCAGAUAAAUCUCCUUCAUAGAACGAAGUAUAAAUUGAUAAUAGCUAGCUUUCUCCCAGAAGAAAAUCUAUAGUAAGCGAAAAAAAUUAAAAGAAGCAUGAUUAUAUUUAAUCUCCAACUAAAGAUAUGCAAAAAUCGCAUCCUUCUUCAAGCUCUAGUAACUCAUAAUCAAGCUCAGAUACUGAUAAAAAUAAUGAUAAUUCACCGUCUAAUUAAUAGAAAAAAUUUGGUAAUAAAAGAAGAUAAGAUUAAUCUCGAAACGAAUAUCGUUCAAAAAGUGCAAAGAGAAUAGACAAAGAUGGAGGUAAUUCAGUAAUUUUUAGGAAAAAGAAAGGAGAAAAUAGCUCUCGUUUUAAUGAUCGUGAAGGUUCAAUUAGUCGUUAUUUUGAUCCUCUAAAAAAAAAUAAAACUUCAAUGUUUAUGUAUGAUGAUUAGAGUGUUAACAACAUUUCUGCAUAAAUGUAAAACCUCAGCACAAACAAAUAAAAUCUCAAACGUCGUAUGUCAUCUAGAAGAUAAUUAAACCAUAAAGCUGUAUGGAAUAUGAAAGCUUUUUCAAUCAUAAUGUUCAUUAACAAAUUAAUAUUUUCAUUAAAGAGGGCACUUAUUUUUACUAGACCUCACCUAUUAACAACCUUGCAGCUUAAUUUAAUUAAUGAUAAAAGUGCAAGAGAUGUUGGUGAAGGUUGGGGAACUAGAGAUGAUAAAUUGUAAAAAAUUAUUGAGAAGGGAGUCUAAUAAAAUGAAUUUUUUGGAAAAUUUACAAAGAGAUAUAAAAUUAUAAGAAAAGCUUUUAAGAAGAAGUGCAAAAUCUUAACUUAGCUUCAUGUAAAUAUAGAAAAUUUAGCUAAAAAAAUCAACAAGAAAAUACCUUUGUUUGAUCCUAUGUCAUUAUGGAUGUCGAUAUGGGAGAUUUUGAUAUUUUUAGUGACGUGCUUUAAUUUUGUAUACAUACCAUUUGAUUACUCUUUUGAUAUGACAAACUCUGCUUUAAAUGAUUUGUAUUUUCAUAAAAUAUCACCAAUUAUUUAUUUUAGUGAUAUUGUUAUUAGAUUUAAUACAAGCUAUUUUCAUAGAGGAUACCUUGUGUAAGAAAGAUAAAAGAUUGUGAAAAAUUAUUUGCUUAACCUAUUUUUAAUUGAUCUUAUAACCACUUUCAGUCUUAGUUCAGAUUUUUUUAAUUUCUCAGGAAGCCGUUUAAUCUUUUUUGCAAGAAUAUUUUAUUUUUCAAAAAUACUUGAUAAAAUGAUGGAACAGAUUAUGCUUAAUUCUAAACUAGCAGCUAUAGUUUCUCUAAUAUUACUUUUUGCAGAGGUUUAAUUCGUAGUUCAUAUUUUUACUUGUGCUUUUCAUUCAUUAGGGCAAUACGAACUCAGCAUUGGUAAUUUAAGUUGGCUUUCUGUGAAGCAAAAUCUUAAUAGUCCUUUCAGCUAAUAUAUAAAUGGAUUUUAUUUCUGUACCAUUACAAUGACUACUAUUGGAUUUGGUGACAUUACUCCUUAAAAUGAUACAGAAAAAUUAUUUGUUAGCUUUAUGUCGAUGUUUGCAAGUGGAAUUUUUGGUUAUACUCUUAACUUCAUAGGAAGUAUAUUGAUGGAUUUUAAGAAACAAAAAGAACAGUUUUAGUAAAAGUUAGCAGAAGUUAAUCAUUACAUGACUAAGCAUUCUGUUUAAUCUCAUUUAUAAAGUAAAACUAGAAAAUAUUUAGAAUAUAUUCAUAGUGAAGGUGUAGAUAAGCAGAAUUAACCAGAGAAAAGUUUAGACCAUCUAUCUAAAUUUUUAAGAGAAGAAAUUCUGAAAGACGUAUAUUUGAAAAGUAUAAAAAGCAUUUAACUAUUUGAAAAUAAGUUUUGUCAAGCAUUCAAAGAGAGAUUAGCUCUUAGAAUGAAAGAAUAAAUUUAUGGUCCUGAUGAAAUUAUUGUCAAAAAAGGAAAUUAUGAAAUACCUAGAAUAUAUAUAAUUAUGAAAGGAGAAAUUGAAUUAUAUUGGGAAGUUGGAUCAAAUAAAUAAAUACAAUCUAAAGAUAAUGAAAAAAAAUUAAAGUAUUUAAAAGAAGGAUCUUCAUUUGGUUUUUAUGAAUUCUUUACUUAAAACUAUUAGUCUUUUUUUAGUGCAUAAAGCAAAGGAGUAUCUCUUAUUUAAUAUAUCUAAUUAGAUGAUUUUUUAGAUUUACUAUAAGAUUUUGAGAAUGAAAAAGAAAUUUACUGCUUUGUUAAAGACUCUGUUUUGAUGAAAAAAGAAUAUAAAAUGAUUUAAGCGCCUUGCUAUUCUUGCUCCAGGUAUGAUCAUCUAAUAAGUGAGUGUCCUCUUCUCUUUUAUGAUUCUAAUAAAGAUAAAAUUAUCAAAGCUUACAAUAAACAUUUUAUAGAAGAAAGAAAAAAUUUUUCUCGUCCUUUAAAAAGGAUUAAAUACCAAACAUUAAUAAAUUGUGUAUAGCAAACAAGUGAUGUGUGCAAUUUUAGAGAUAAAGUUGUUUUUAAGACAGAAACCGAUUAUUCUGACUCUGAUGAUGACGAUGACGAUGACUAUUACAGUGAUGAAGAUGAGGAAAAUGAAGAAAUUAAGGAUUUAGAAAAGAAAGAAAGAAAUGAUGACUUAGAAUCGCCCGCUCGAGUAAAAUAACUUACUGUCAUAGAAAGUUCAAAUAAUGAUAGUGAUGAAGAAAGUAAGAAAUCAAAAAGAAAACAGCCAAGAAGUUAAACUCUUAAUACUGCAGCGAUAUAACUAUAAGCUGCUAAUUCUCCAGGUCUAGCUAAUCAGGCAAUUAUAAAUAGUCGAAGAGGAAGUUAAUUAGGUGAAGAUAUACUCAGAUAAGCCCAAUAACGUCGUUCCCUAUUAAUUUAAGGUAUUGAUGACAAAAUGCCAUCCAUGCAUUCAAUAAGUCGUCUACCAAGUAUAGGUUCCAAAGCAAACAGGCAAUCAUUUAUAGGAACUUAAAGGAAGGGUACUUUUAUAGGAUCGAAUUAUGAUAAUUUAGGAACUAUAAAUGAAACUGAAUUGACUGGGGAAACUAAAAAAGCAAUAAAAGCUCAAGAUGUUAAUUAAAAUUUAAUAAAGGAAUAACUUUAUAUAAACUAUUAAUUGCAGUAGCAUUAAUUAUAAAAUCAAUAAAAAAAUGAAAACUUUAUUGAGGAUCGUGUGUGUUAAUAUGAAAUUUACUUUCCACAUAAUAAUUUAAAAAACAUUAUUGAGGAAAUGGAAAGGAUUAAAAGAAAAUGGAGAUCAAAAUCAAUACAAAGGCAGAGAAGAACUGGUUUAAAAGAUAAAUUAAUAACUUUAAAGCAACUUCAUACUUUAAAAACCGUCUUUGCAGACAAAUACGAUAUAGAUACAAACUAAAAUUCGCCUUAGAAUUGA